Nicotiana tabacum (common tobacco) is the source of this 453-nucleotide messenger RNA. The record is from RefSeq and is a predicted model, not a curated record. NCBI's taxonomy places the organism in Eukaryota, Viridiplantae, Streptophyta, Magnoliopsida, Solanales, Solanaceae.
AUGAGAGGGAAGAACGGGGUAGGAAUUUUAGUUAAUAAUGAUCUAAGGGAGCUAGUGGUUGAGGUUAAGAGAGUGAAUGACAGCUUGAUGACCAUUAAGAUAGUCGUGGGAGGGUAUACUCUGAACGUAGUUAGCGCUUACGCGCCUCAGGUGGGUUUGAACGAGGAGGUUAAAAGAAGCUUCUGGGAGGAUUUGGAUGGGUUGGUACGGGGUAUACCGUCCACUGAGAAGCUUAUUAUAGGGGGUGAUUUUAACGGCCACAUUGGGAGGUUGCGUGGGGGAUAUGCCGAUGUGCAUGGUGGCUUCAGUUUUGGAGAUAGAAACGGAGAAGGUACUUCGCUGCUGGAGUACGCUAAAGCUUUUGAGCUGGUGAUCGCUAACUCAUGUUACAUGAAGAAGACAGAGCACCUGAUAACCUUUCGGAGUAUGAUGGCCAAGACCCGGAUUGAUUAG